Spizellomyces punctatus DAOM BR117 is the source of this 1261-nucleotide messenger RNA. Its product is annotated as dihydroorotase, homodimeric type. Gene Ontology annotation, biological process: pyrimidine nucleotide biosynthetic process; 'de novo' pyrimidine nucleobase biosynthetic process. Gene Ontology annotation, molecular function: dihydroorotase activity. Lineage: Eukaryota; Fungi; Chytridiomycota; Chytridiomycetes; Spizellomycetales; Spizellomycetaceae. The record is from RefSeq and is a predicted model, not a curated record. The transcript is spliced from 5 exons. Gene Ontology annotation, cellular component: cytoplasm. Bases 74 to 1126 code for a protein of 350 amino acids.
GGUGAGAAAGACAUGCACAUGUUCCCUUUAGAUUCAGCAUACAUUUCUAACAAGAGCUGCUGUCUUUUGAAAGAUGUCAAUCACAACUUUGAGCGUCCCUUUGGCUGACGACUUCCACACGCACCUGAGGCAAGGUGCCCUCAUGCGGGCAGUUACUCCGUUGUUGAAAACAAGUGGAGUGGCAACUGCCUAUGUGAUGCCAAACUUGAAACCGCCGGUGACCACCACCGAACAAGCGCUUGCGUACAAAGCAGAGCUUGAGGCACUGGCGCCAAACGUAAACUUCCUUAUGACACUCUACUUGACACCUGAGUUGACUCCGGAAGAAAUUCGCAAGGCAGCCAAAGCUGGAGUCGCGGGUGUAAAGUCUUAUCCUCGCGGCGUUACCACGAAUAGCGACAGUGGUAUUGAAAGCUACACCGCAUAUUAUGAAGUUUUCAGGGCCAUGGAGGAGGUCGACAUGGUUUUGAAUCUGCACGGAGAGAUCCCAAGCGAUGCAGAAGAGGGUGUAUGCGUAAUGAAUGCGGAGGAGCGGUUCUUGAAGCAUUUGGAGCAAUUGCAUCGCGACUUCCCCAACCUGCGUAUCGUACUGGAACAUGCAACAACAAAGGCCGCCGUCGACAUGGUGAAGUCUCUUGGUGCAACUGUCGGUUGUAGUAUUACCGUCCACCACCUCAGUUUAAUCGUUGAUGAUUGGGCCGGCCAAUGUCAUCACUUUUGCAAACCUGUUGCAAAGUAUCCACAUGAUCGCGAAGCAUUACGAGCCAUUGUGAAGGAAGGUCAUCCGCGGUUCUUCCUGGGAACAGACUCUGCGCCACAUCCCCGCCAUACCAAAGAGUCCAGCACUGCAGUCGCUGGAGUAUUCACAACGCCCCUUGUUCUUCCCUACCUGGCCACUAUUUUAGAAUCUUUUGGUGCAUUGGACAAACUGCAGACAUUUGCUUGCGAAAACGGACGAGCGUUCUACAAACUGCCGACACGGGCAUCUACGGCACCGGUAGCGACCCUCUUCAAACAAGAAUAUGUGGUUCCCAAAGAAUACACAUACACCGACGACGAAGGACAUGAGCGAUCGGUUGUUCCGUUUUUGGCUGGCAAGAAAUUGGCAUGGACCUUGAAAGCAUGAGGUGGAUACGUGACCAAAUAGAAAAUCCCCAUCUUAUUUAUCCUCAUCUCUGUCAAAACGCAAUUUAAAUAUUAUCAUAUAGUGAGCUCUACAUGCGCCCCAAACCACAUUUACAGAUGACAUCCACAUCGUAAC